CCCACUCUGCCCAGAAGUACAAGAGCCCAAGCCGCCUCCAUGGCCCCAGGAAGGAUUCAGGGGAGAGGCCCCAUACAGGGAGCCACUCCAACAAGACAGCCUGGCCAGAAUGGAGCGGACUGAACUGCUCCUCGUGGUCAUGCUUCUCCUAACUGCAAAACCAAGUCAGUCCAGCCCGGCUCCUCCUGCCUGUGAUCCCCGGCUCCUAAAUAAACUGCUACGUGACUCUCAUGUCCUUCACAGCAGACUGAGUCAGUGCCCAGACAUUAACCCUUUGUCCACACCUGUCCUGCUGCCUGCUGUGGACUUUAGCUUGGGAGAAUGGAAAACCCAGACGGAACAGACCAAGGCACAGGACGUUCUGGGAGCAACAGCCCUUCUGCUGGAGGGAGUGAUGGCAGCACGGGGACAGCUGAGACCCACUUGCCUCUCAUCCCUACUGGGACAGCUUUCUGGACGGGUCCGCCUCCUCCUUGGGGCCCUGCAGGGCCUCCUUGGAACCCAGGGCAGGACGACAGCUCACAAGGAUCCCAGUGCCAUCUUCCUGAGCUUCCAACAGCUGCUCCGAGGAAAGGCGCGUUUCCUGCUGCAUGCAGUAGGGCCCACCCUCUGCGCCAAGCAGGCCCUACCCACCACAGCUGUCCCACGCAGUACCUCUCUGUUCCUCACACUGAACAAGCUUCCAAACAGGACUUCUGGAUUGUUGGAGACAAACUCCAGUGUCUCAGCCAAAACUACCGGCUCUGGACUUCCGAAGAGGCUGCAGGGAUUCAGAGCCAGGAUUCCUGGCCUGCUGAACCAAACCUCCACAUCCCUAGACCAAAUCCCGGGACACCUGAACAGGACACACGGACCUUUGAAUGGAACUCAUGGACUCUUUCCAGGACCCUCACCCGGGGCCCUGGGAGCCCUGAGCAUUCAUCCAGGAACUUCGGAGACAGACUCCCUGCCACCCGACCUCCAGCCUGGAUACUCUCCUUCCCUAACCCACCCUCCCCUUGAACAACAUACACUCUUCUCUCCUUCACCCACUUUGCCUACCCCCAUGGUCAAGCUCCAGCUCCCUCUCCCUGACCCCUCUGCUAUCAUGCCCAACCCAACUAGUCCUUUUCUAAUUGCAGCCCACCCUCACUUUCAGGAUCUGUCUCAGGAAGAGUAAGGUUCUCAGGCACUGCCAACCUCAGCAUUGUCUCCCGUGUGUAAUCCUCUCACCGGAGGAGAGGCCCUAGGAGACAACCGCAGCUGUACCGGGUUUCCUGCUUUCACCUGAAACACCAAGCCCUGGUAAAGGUGAACGCACAGGACGGGAAAUGGGAUCAUUUUUCACUGUUUAAAACACCAGAAACUAUUUUUUUAAGCUAUCAAUAAUAUUCAGCAGAGCAGCUAGUUACUUUUGGUCUAUUUUCUGCACGAGUGUACACAUUAUGAAUCCUCCAUAUGCUUUUUCAUAUGAUUCCUCAAAGGCCUGGCCUGGCCAGGCCUCUGAACAGAGGUAGAAACUAAUCUUAUGCGAGAAAACAAAAAAACAAGCUUUGGUUUUCUAUUCAGAACUAAAGUUAGUCUCUUUACCCCCUUUACCAUCAUUCUCAAUGGGAUGCUGAUCUUUUCUUAGGAGAUUCUUCCUCUUGAGGAAUGAAUGAGAAGUUAUCUCAAAGAAAGACUGUCCCUACAUAAUAGACAAAACUGAGCCUGGAUAUAUAAAGAAUGAAUGAGAGUACCCAAAGUCUAACUGAAGAGAAAGAGAAAGAUGUUCGUCUCCGGGGGCAAUAGUUCUGCCCCUCCCUUAAAAAAAAAAAGCAAAAAAAUAAAAAGAAAAAAAGAAAAGCUAACAGGAAGUCUAGGAGUGCCUCACACCUCAGGUAAGCCUGUGCAGACAGUUCAGCUAAGAGACCUGGAUGUGACAGCUGAGCAAACAGCAACAGCUUCAGCAGCCCAGCAGGAAGCUUCACCGGGCCCGGGUUCCUGCCUCCCUCCUGUGGAGGUCAGGGGGAAGUGCAGGAAGUGCCAUCAGUCAGUCUCCUGGGGCUCACACAGCAGGAGAGACAAGUCCAACUCAAGUAUAAGUUGAAGGCUCAUUUCCCAAUUCCCAGAAGUGAAUGUUACCUAAAAAGCAACCAUGUGUGACCGCUGUAAACUCUGUUAGGGGGUCCCUAGAAAAGAAGCCAGGGUUAUGGGACUUUGCCAAUAAAUGUCGUCCUGGUGCUUAGGAAGAGGAAGUUUAUAUUGCCCGAAACAAAAACUCCACCGCAAAGGUCAGCAUUACCUAGAGACUCCUGUAGGAAAAACUAAUGGAAGUUUUACCUCGUCCUCCCCACCAAAAGGAGAGGAAAGGCUGCCGUGUAGGUAGAGGAGCCAGCGACCAAGAGUUCCAAACACUGCCACAAAUACCCCAGGAUCACAAAAGGCACUCUAAAACAUAACGAAAGCCAGUGUGCCAGGAACCUUAUGUACAUUACAUUUGUUAAGGCUCACAUGACUCUUUAAGAUAGUUAGUAUCAUCUCUAUUUUAUACAUGAAGAAACCAACCAAAGCUCAGAGAAGCCAAGCAAGUUCCCAAAGGUUUCAUAGCCUGUAAGCAGGAAAAGAAGAAACACCCUUAGUCUGGAGCCCAUAGUGUCCCCAGUGCGGUGCACUGUCCAAUAUAUUAUUCAGUGAUUCUAUUUAUUGGGAAAAACUUCCAAGUCCUUGAGGAGUAAAUACAUCAACAGUUAAAAGAGUUCUGCGUAGAAAACCAAAGCUCUUGGUAGGGGUGACCAAUUUAGACAUCUCCAGGUGUCCCUCUCCCCCAUCACGAACAGAACAGUUGCCAUGGAGAAGGAAUCAACAAAUGCACAAAUCUUGAAAGUGUUGUCCAAAUCUCAGAUGGUGUCAGUUUCUGCAUGGGAAAGAAUCAGUUCAUCCACACUACAAAUUCCAGGAUGCAGUCAAGGGAAUUGGAAAGUGGAAAUUUUAAUUAACUGCAGUACUAAGGUAGAUUAAAUCUAAUAAUAAAAGGAAAUCCUUUAUGUUACAUGGAAUAGGCAGCACCCAGGACCAGAUAAGCCAAAGGGACCAGAGACAAAGAAUUAGGGGUUCUCAACACAGUCAGACGAGACAAAGAUAGCAAAACUGCAAGAAGCAUGUAGCCAAAGUUUCAGGCAUCAAGUAUUGGCAUUUGAUUUACUCCAAGGCAAAUACAAAUAACUAAUGGGAUUCUCCAGUGUGAAUUAAUCUGCCCCUAUUGAAGAUUUAACCCAUUCCCAAAUCAUUCUGUCUCUUCUUCCCUUCUCUCUCUCUCUCUCUCUCUCUCUCUCCCCUAAAACCAGGACAUUCCUAUCUCUAUUCAACUGUAUGUCACUUCCCUUCCUUCUACCACCCCAGAGCAGCUAGGACAGUCGGCUCUGUCACCCACAAACUACUACUGGUAAUUAGGUUCCCUCACUUAACCUAAAUUCAUCCUUCUCCAUCCACAAACCGCCCCCCCUCCAAAUUUGACUCCAUGGAAAGGCUUUAGGAUUCCAUAAAAAUUCAUUCCAACCCCCACUACAUUUCUAAUUUCCCUCUCCACCCUCUCUGCCCCAUACUAGGGUAAAAGAAACACCUUUACCUCCCCCCCUGCAGGGACCAUUGAUUUUCAAUCCAUUUUCCUAAAUACUCUGACACCUCAUGAAAGACCUGAAAAUGAUGGGGAAGGAGAUACCCCAGGCAACCCACCAGGGGACCAGCUCCCCUGGCAAAAUGAGAUCAAAAGUGACUACUGCUUCACACACACAAUCCUUCUGGAUAGUUACCAUGAAUUUCCCAGGGGACAUCAGAGUCCCGGACACAUUCUCAGAGACCUCGAAUGCCAGGCUGAAGAGCCAGCUCCCAUGCUGGGGACCUUGUAAGCAUCUCCACUUCCCCAACAGCGCUCUUCCCUACUCUCAAGUUAGUGACUGCAGUCAGGCUGCUACACUGUCCUGGGCACUGGCACCGGACUGCCAGCCUCACUGGUAUUAGUGCCCUGUCCACUUCACUGGUCUGUGCAGCAGCAAUCUGUUCAGUGUCACUGGUAAGGAACACCACUCACCCUCCCUCCAGGUCACCACUAGAAUACAGAGCAGACAGCCAGCUCCUCCACCUGCUCCUGUAACCACCAAAUCCACUCUUCCUAUUCUCUUCAUGGUCGUACCCUAUGCUUAUGUCUAAAAGCCUCUACCCAAAGCUUCCAUAAAGAGGAUGAACAUUUC
Molecule: messenger RNA, 4208 nt
Organism: Pteronotus mesoamericanus
Lineage: Eukaryota; Metazoa; Chordata; Mammalia; Chiroptera; Mormoopidae
Gene: THPO
Product: thrombopoietin
Exons: 5
Coding region: 110-1159 (349 amino acids)
Biological process (GO): thrombopoietin-mediated signaling pathway; positive regulation of hematopoietic stem cell proliferation; cell population proliferation
Cellular component (GO): extracellular region
Molecular function (GO): hormone activity; cytokine activity
Source: RefSeq, a predicted model, not a curated record